AUGCAACAUCAUUGGGUUAGUGAUCACGAAACGACCGAAAAACACGAACAGUCGCCUUUUAUGUAUCCACCCUGUUCCCAAACUUUAGCUCAUCUUCAAUGGUGGAAGGCACAAAAGAAAAAAAAAUUACAAGAACGUCGCAAAAGAAUCUUUAAAGAUCAACAAAAUCAUAAAAUUUUACAAUUUUCUGAUAUUCUGCAAAAAUUACAUAUAAACGUUGAGAUAAACAAAAAGAAAUAUCCGGACAAAACAAUUGCCAUGACGGAUGUAGAUCCGCAAUAUUUUACAGAAUUAUCCGGCAGACCCGUGCAAGAAAAGUUUUUAUCGAAACCAUACAUUCAAAAUAUACGAGAGAUACUGAAAAUGAAAUAUCUUAUUGGUCAAGAAAAGGACGAUUAUAUUCGCAUCGAUCAACAAUUCGAGGAAGAAUCCCGUCGACUGCAAAAGAUUCAGUAUUAUAGUGAACGAUACAUAAGUGGCUUUGAAAAACUCCUAUCAAAAGAUCACGAAAAAAGUAUGAAUAUGCUAAAACAAGCAGAUCAGGAAGUGAAGCUGACAGAAGUAAUCAGCACUCAAAGUAAUGAACUUUCGAAACAAUUCGGUCAACGCAGACUGGAUGUUUAUUUUUGGGAAGAAAAUUGGAGAAUAGUAAAAAUGUGUCAAAUUUUUCUUUAUUGGAUAUCACCUAUCUCUUGGAAAAUCAAACAUGACUGGCUUUCCCAGUUUGAUUCAGCAAGAAGCAUUGUUUCCAUUGACGCUACGAACUUAUUUGAGAAAUACAAAACACCACCUGAAGACGCCUCAUUGGAAGAAUUAAUAGAACUAUUCGAACAGGAUGUUUCUGAUGCUGGGUCUCCCGAGCUUUAUUUCGAGGAUCCUUACGAUUUAAUCCGUAUUUUUCGUGCGAUGGAAACGCAAAAUCUAAACGCUCUUACUCAUCUGGAAUCGCUCGCUGCACCAAUGGCAGACAUGACGAUGACUAUCACUGCAACAGAAAUCCAAAUUAAGCAGGAGAUCGAUGAGAUUACUUCAACUAUCAAUGAUUUAGAAAGUUCCAUUCACAAAACGGAGGAUAGAGCUGCAAAGCUCGAAGAACAUGCCAAUUACCUUCUCCGAAAUGUUUUUCGACGACUCGUCUGCUCUGAAGAAGUGCUCUAUCUUCGUGUUUUUGUGGAGGAUACUUAUGAGAGUUGCGUGGGUCCGAACGAUGCAAAUCUUGAUAGUUUUUCAAUGAUGAAAUGGAUCGAAAAAAUCCACGAAGACCUUAAUCAUCAGUUGGAUAAUUUACCUCGUGAAGUUGUCCGCGCUUGCGAAAAGGAAGGAUUUAGACAAGAAACAAAAGCUAUAAAGGAAGCGGAAAAUGCUGCGAAAAAGUUUCAGCUAAUGCACCGGCUAUUAGAUGCGUUGAAACGCAUCAUGGAACCGCCUACAAAAAAGAAACGACCAUUAAGUCGACGUUCAGUACCUCUCACGGUAAAGACGAAGCCGCCAUCACUUCCGCCGAAAGCAACGGAUGAAGAAAUCCAAAAUCUUGAAUUUUUCACUAAUUAUUGCAAGCAACGUAAUAAUUUUGUUACAUAUCGUUCUAAACUUCCAGAUGAUUUCGAUUUGACGUUCUAGAGCAAAUAUAGCAAUAUCAAAAUAAAUGUAAUGAGUUCAAUACAUACUUUUGAAUCAAGAGCACAUGCAGAAAAAAAGAAAAAAUUAAAAUCUUACAUUAAAUUUAGAGGCCGACUAAGCGUUAUUCGUUUAUGCCGAAGA
This is a messenger RNA of Nylanderia fulva, 1761 nucleotides long. RefSeq names its product cilia- and flagella-associated protein 100. The record is from RefSeq and is a predicted model, not a curated record. NCBI's taxonomy places the organism in Eukaryota, Metazoa, Arthropoda, Insecta, Hymenoptera, Formicidae.